AUGGGCUCCGCGCACUCCGUGCCCGCCGAGAUGCGGGAGCUGGCCGACAGGACCGGCUUCACCUCUGAGCAGAUCGAGCACCUGCACCGGCGCUUCAAGCAGCUGAGCCGGGACCAGCUGACAAUCCGCAAGGAGAAUUUUGACAGCAUCCCAGACCUGGAGUUCAACCCCAUCAGGGGGAAGAUCGUCCAUGCCUUCUUCGACAAGCGGAACCUGCGGCAGGAGUCGGAUGGGCUGGCAGAUGAGAUAAACUUUGAAGACUUCCUGACCAUCAUGUCCUACUUCAGACCCAUCGAGAUGAACAUGGAUGAGGAGCAGCUCGACCGCUUCCGCAAAGAGAAACUCAAAUUCCUCUUCCACAUGUAUGACUCGGACCACGACGGGAAGAUCACACUGCAGGAGUACAGAAAUGUGGUGGAGGAGCUGCUGUCGGGGAACCCCCACCUGGAGAAGGAGUCUGCGCGGUCCAUUGCUGAUGGGGCCAUGAUGGAGGCAGCCAGCAUCUGUGUGGGACAAAUGGGACCAGACCAGGUGUAUGAGGGCAUCACCUUUGAAGACUUCCUUAAGAUGUGGCAGGGGAUUGACAUCGAGACCAAGAUGCACGUUCGCUUCCUCAACAUGGAGACCAUUGCACACUGCUACUGACCUCCAGCUCGCUCCUGGGAGCCACAGGAAGGGGAGGAGGAGG
This is a messenger RNA of Indicator indicator, 688 nucleotides long. It is a transcript of the gene TESC, whose product is annotated as tescalcin. The transcript has 8 exons. The coding region runs from base 1 to 645 and encodes 214 amino acids. The record is from RefSeq and is a predicted model, not a curated record. Lineage: Eukaryota; Metazoa; Chordata; Aves; Piciformes; Indicatoridae. Gene Ontology annotation, molecular function: calcium ion binding.